Molecule: messenger RNA, 366 nt
Organism: Lodderomyces jiufengensis
Lineage: Eukaryota; Fungi; Ascomycota; Pichiomycetes; Serinales; Debaryomycetaceae
Exons: 1
Coding region: 1-366 (121 amino acids)
Biological process (GO): tRNA threonylcarbamoyladenosine modification; telomere maintenance via recombination
Cellular component (GO): EKC/KEOPS complex; nucleus; cytosol
Source: RefSeq, a predicted model, not a curated record
AUGCAAGCAAAUAAUUUAAACACUGAAAUUCUAUUAAAUUUAUCACCAGUAAAUGUAAUUUCAGAUGCAAUUAAAAGGUUUGGGAUACUGGAAGACUGUCCAAAAACUAUAAUUAUCAAAGUUAUAAAAAAAGAUGAGGAUGUGGAUUCAGAAGAGAUUGAAAAAAGAAUCAACGAAAUAAUAGAGGGAGACCACGUUGAAAUCAAUGACGAAAUACUAUUAAAAAUGGUUGACAUUCCAAAAUUCAAGAAGACAUAUAAAUUAAAUGAUGUUAAGUUCACCAGCGAGGAUAAUGAUGACGCAAAGGCUCUACAAGGUAAGUUGACUAGAUUAGCUAUUGGUGCUUCUAUAAUUAGAGGUCUUUAA